AUGAAGAUUCUUUCACUCGUCUCGGUUUUUGCCUCGGCUGGGGUGCUGGUGCAUGCCGCCGCGAUCGACCAGCCUCCCACUGCGAAGAUUGACCCUCUAGCGCGGUUGGACGAGUUGCGACUGCAGCUUCAGCGGUACGAAACGCCCGUCAUCCAUGCCUACCUCUCUCGAGCCGCCCUCGGCGCUUCCACCGAUAUGGAAUACGGACGGGCCCGAUUCAUAUUCAAGUCGCUCACAGCUGCUCCGAAAUGGUUCGAAUUCGCCCAGCCCAACCCCAACAUCACCGACUGGCUUGAGGAAGGAGGCAAGUCGUUCAACCAAGCUCCAUUCCCUCCUGCGGUUUGGACGAACCUCCCGGUGGUUUUGCCCGAAGACGCUGUGUUGGAUAAACCCGUCAAGGGAAAGGGAAUCUUUCCUGUGGGUCGACGACCCCAAGACGCUUCGAAUCUGGACGGAUUUUUGUUCGGCAACUUUGGCAUGCUCCCAAACGACCCCACUCUCGACGCAGAAGCUACGGUGUUGCUCAAGGCAAGCUUGCUUAGGCUGAUUAGUGCAAGAAUCGUCAUUGGCCACGAAAUUGCCCUCGCCAAAUUCGAAAGUAACCCCCAAGCAUACUGCACCAUCCUCAAGAAGGAGCCAGUCAGCGAGGAGGAGCUGGUAAGGGAGAUCACGGAUGAAAAGCAGCAGGUCAACGUGCUCGGUAGAGUUCAGCAAAAGGCCAAAGACAUGACAAAGCUCUACAGGCAGGAUCAAAAGUAUCCAGAGGGCACUGAGGAUCAGGUUCUGCGUCUCUUCCAGGCGUACAUUGUUCCGCUUACGACCAAGGUCGAGGUGGUUACGCUCCUCGACCAGGCCAAGAACUGCAAGUGA
Moesziomyces antarcticus is the source of this 870-nucleotide messenger RNA. RefSeq lists its product as uncharacterized. Gene Ontology annotation, biological process: aromatic amino acid biosynthetic process; chorismate metabolic process. Lineage: Eukaryota; Fungi; Basidiomycota; Ustilaginomycetes; Ustilaginales; Ustilaginaceae. The record is from RefSeq and is a predicted model, not a curated record. Gene Ontology annotation, molecular function: chorismate mutase activity. The coding region runs from base 1 to 870 and encodes 289 amino acids. The transcript has a single exon. Gene Ontology annotation, cellular component: cytoplasm.